UUUCGAAUUCGAUCGCGCCUUGUCUAUAUUUCAUAUGGUUGAAGAAGAGGUCCGAUCAUAAUGAGGCAUUGGAAUCCCACUUCUGACUUAUUCUGCGUCCAUUACUGUGUAUUAUUCCAGGAAUCAAUAUGUCAAGAAGGAAACAGCUGGAUAACAAGCUUAAAAUGUCCAACAUCUGACUGGUAAAGAAAACGUACUGCAAUACAAAUUAAUAUUUGCCUAAAAUUUAUAAUUAUAUGCUCAAAUAAGCUAUACAAGAUGGCAGGUGAAAAUUUUUUACGAACGCAGCAGUAUUUAAAGACACUUGAUAAUGAUAAAUGUUCAAAUACCAUAGCAGCAGAAAAUUCUAGCAGUGUGUUUGAGAAAAUGCAGUUGACUCUAACAACUAAUUGUACAAACUCCGAGUUUGCAGAGUCACCGAAAGUUAUAUAUGUCAAUCCUAAUUAUGGACGUAUAAAACACGUAAUACAUAUUAAUCCAAACAUACAUGCCAAUGUAUCCAUGCAUGUGAAUGCCAAAUUAAACUCAAAGACAUCAACCCACCUGAAUUCAAACGUUAGCACUAAAAAAUCGAUUUACCUGAAUCCAAAGAUUGUGAAAAAUAUGGAUGUUAUACAUCAUCUACAAAAAGAAGAAAACAAGAGUAUUUCUAGUACUGGAAGUUCUCAAACAAAUACUUUGAAAGGAAAAAUACAGAAUUCAGUAUACGUUAAUCCGAAGUUACUAGAAAAAUUUUCUUUUGCAGAAAUUGAGAAAAAUACUCCAUCAGAGAAGAAAAUAGUUGCCGAACAUAUCAGUUAUACCGUUUGUUCAGAAUUGAAUGUAAAAAGUGUAAUCCAAAAAAAAAGUCAACCUUCGAAUGUCAUACCAUUGCCAUGUACGAACGUUAUACGGUUAAAGCGAUAUUCGAAAGGUGCGUCUAGUACGUCGAUUGCUACUUCAAAUAAAGUCAAAAGAAUUUCUGGCACAGGAUUAAAAAUCGCUAACGUCAAAGACAGUGCCUUUUUAUCUACUAAAAGUGGUUCUUGUCAGUUAGAUAAUCUGUUGCAAUUCGUGAAAUGUAAAAAUAAAGUAAGUCAAUACAAGUUCGAUAAAAUGGUAGUUCAAAAAAGAAAAACGAAAAGCUCUGGGUUUACUAGAACAGAAAAACUGAGAAAUUCAAUGAAAUUAGUGUCGAUUGGUGGCAUUUCAUAUAAAUCUUCAAAGAAUCAAUUAGUUCGUAGAACCAGCACCAAUCUUACAAAAAGGAAACGAAUUAUUUCACGUGAAGGUCAUGAACAAUUUUCCAUAACUUCUGAUGGAAAAGUACUUCUUAGAUUAAAUGGCACAAGAAAAUGCCAAACUCACAUGAAUCACUCGGGCAUUACAGUGAAUAGAAGUAAAACAACAUUAAUUAGAAGAAAGUCUAUCCCUCUAGUAAAACAAAAUCUGAAAGGAAAUAUCAGCAAUAAGGUCAAGCAGAGAAGUAUACAGAUCUUAAGGAACAAAAUGCGCAAGAACAACCAGCCGUGUCUUUUCUUCCAAAAGUUCGGCUAUUGUGCUAAUCAAGAUAUUGGAAAGUGCCACAAAGUGCAUGAUAAGAAGCAAGUUGCUCUUUGUAAGAAUUUUCUCCAGGGAAAAUGUAUUUUGGAUCUUUGUGGGCUGUCUCAUGAUGUCGGACCCGAGAAAAUGCCGACAUGCAAGUACUUUUUAGAAGGCUGCUGUACUCGCGAUGCCUGCCCAUAUCUGCAUGUUAAAGUUUCAGCGAGCACUCCUAUCUGCCACCAAUUUUUACAAGGUUACUGUGAGAAGGGUAACAAGUGUAAACAACGUCAUAUAUAUAUAUGCCCUGAAUUUGAAAAGGCAGGCAAUUGCAGUAAGAGUAAGCAUUGUCCUUAUCCCCACAAAUCCAAGACAUCGAAGAUUUCUUCUACGCUGCAAAAACGGAGUGAUAUGCCACCAUUUAAAGUCCAAGAGUCCACGGUUGUUACUGUUGAAUGUAGAAAACGGUAUUACGAUAACUGUAGUGAUGAUCUUGGGAAAAAAAGAGAACAUUUAUUUCAAAAAUUGGAAAUAGUAAAGUUUGUACGAGCGGGCCAAUCAGAAGAAUCAAUUAAUGAUAAAGAAAUAAGUGACAGUGAAAAUGGUUUAGAACAUAACAAAGAACGAGACCUCGUAUUAAAAGGACCAAAAAGACCACCCAUCGGACCUUUACCUUCUUAUAUUCCAAUUAAUUAAAGUUCAAUUUAUAUUUUUUAGCUACUUUGGUUUGUUGUGUCUUUCUUCAAAACCAUCAGUAAAUGUUAUAAAAAUGUACUCUUAUUCAUAUCAUCAGUUACUUAUCAAAUGUGUGUAUAAAAGUAAAUAAAUAAGGUUUUUACUCUAAUGAUUAGUAAAUGAAUAACGACAAAUUAUGUUUAUAAAUAGGAAUUCCCACGCUUCUCACAGUGGGAGAAAAUCGAAAAACUACGACAAAAUAUGCGGUAUUAGUAACCUUUUUACUUGAUAUAACUUCAGUCUCAAAUCCACCUUAUAUUCUUUUAUUCCAGCUCUUCGAGAUGUUGAUAUGGCUAAGAUUAUGCGAACGAGCGAGCUUCUAGGGCUUCAGUUAAAGUUCUGAGUUAAUGAUAUUACUUUCUGAUCGGUGGCGAGAAUGAAAAUAUUACCGAGAAUAUAAUCAAUACAAAGUUUUAAUAUAUUAACAGAAACACUUUUUAUAUAUUAUAAGAAGAACUUCGGGAUGUAAAAAUUAUUAAUUUAACGUUUGUGUCUGAUACCGUAACGUCAUUAUUGUACAUUGUUGAAUAAAUAGUCUGCAAGAA
This is a messenger RNA of Belonocnema kinseyi, 2801 nucleotides long. It is a transcript of the gene ZC3H3, whose product is annotated as zinc finger CCCH domain-containing protein 7. The transcript is spliced from 7 exons. Bases 259 to 2217 code for a protein of 652 amino acids. Gene Ontology annotation, molecular function: metal ion binding. The record is from RefSeq and is a predicted model, not a curated record. Gene Ontology annotation, cellular component: nucleus. NCBI's taxonomy places the organism in Eukaryota, Metazoa, Arthropoda, Insecta, Hymenoptera, Cynipidae.